AUUUGCUGUUUAAACUGCUCGGUUUCAGUCUGUUGGACAUACGUAGGCUUUGUAUAGAUUUUUAACCUUUUUUUCCUUAAAUCUUCGCGUUUUUCCUCCACUUCCGGUGCCAGACUCCUUGUCUCCGCCCACACAUUCCUGCGUCUGGGUAAAAUCGGUAGGAAAAGAAAAGGGAAAAUCUAGCAGGCUGGAAACGCUGAGUGGAUCUGGAAGCGGACAGGAGAUGAGCCCAAACAAUAACAACAUUCCUCCGCCUGAAGCCGAACCCUGAGACAACAGCUGCUGCACAAACCAGCGCUCACUUCAUUUUGCUGAAUCACACAACUUGUUAACAACUUUUUUCGUUCUUUUUCUAUACUUUUUGAGUUUUUAAAACUUUAAGCUCUGCUGUGGAAGCUAGAUAGGGGGAAAAAAAGCAGGAAAGAAAGCAUGGAGAUCCUGGACAGCAGCGAGUCGCUGCUCCAUUGGGACAGGAACCUGAGCGAGCUAUCUGAGGCCGGGGAGCUGGACUCUGUGCUUUACACCAAUCACUUCUCCGAACUCCUUGACGACCUCUCCCCGGAUGGUUUGCUGGGCCAGCUGCUCAGCGACCCCUUCCUGUCUGGGGACAAAGGAGACGAGGAGCCCAUGGAGGGGGAGGACGGCGGCGACCUGUCCCCUUCCUCUCCUCUGCCGCCGCACAUCACCGCCGAGCACAGCUACUCGCUGUGCGGAGACAGCCGGCCUCAGUCGCCGCUGUCGCACCUGACCGGAGAACACGGCAGCGAAGCAGAGUCAGAUGGAGACUCUUCUGAGUGGGCCAUGGAGCAGCAUGAGGCCAUUGAGGGCCUCCUUUGUGAGACUCCUUCUCUACUCCCCACUCUUCCGCUCCCUCUGGCCUCCGGUGAGGAGCCUCGUGGGCCUGAGGGUCCCGCUUUGGCCCCCGUCUCCCAAGCAGCAGUCGCCAACAUAGCCAACCAAGGCAAAGCCAUUAAGAUUAAGGAGGAGAAAAUCAUCCCUGAGAUCAAGCUGGAGCCGCAUGAAGUGGAUCAGUUCCUCAAUUUUUCACCCAAAGGCCUGGAGUCCCCACAGAUGCCCCCCACUCCUCCCAGCUCCCACGGCAGUGAUUCAGAGGGCAGCCAGAGCCCCGUUCAUGCCCCGCCCAGUCUGUCCUGCCCCACCUCCCCCAGCAGCCCCUCUCCAUCUCAGCCCAGCGUCAAGGUGUCUCCCCGCGCCGCUUCCUCCUUGUCCAACUCCCCUCUGCUCACCGCUCCUCAUAAGCUACAGGGGUCUGGGCCGCUAAUCCUGACGGAGGAGGAGCGUCGAACUCUGGUGGCCGAAGGUUAUCCCGUUCCUACCAAACUGCCACUCACUAAAGCUGAAGAAAAGGCCCUUAAGAAGAUCCGCAGAAAGAUCAAGAACAAGAUUUCAGCUCAGGAGAGUCGCAGGAAGAAGAAGGAGUACAUGGAUGCUCUUGAGAAAAAGGUGGAGACAUGCUCCAAUGAAAACAGCGAGCUGCGCAGGAAAGUGGAAACUCUGGAGUGCACAAACAAAUCUCUGCUGCAGCAGCUGCAGGCUCUGCAGGCGAUGGUGACAGGAAAAAUCCAGAAGUCCUGCCGAAUGGCCGGCACCCAGACGUCAUCAUGCUUAAUGGUGGUCGUGUUGUGCUUCGCUCUGUUUCUGGGGAGUUUUUACCCGAGCAGCUUCACCCUGUCGUCAAGCAUCACCGAAACGGGCGUAGCAUCCAAACAUAUCCCAGAAUCCUACACAACUACAGUGAAAUCCAGGAGUUUGCUGUCGACCUUUGAGGACGAGCAGCCGCACCUCCUGGGCCUGGGCGGCGAAUAUCCCGAGCAGUGGGAGGACGCGCCGGCGGUCAUCAUGGCAGCGUGGCGCCGCUCAGAGCAGCAGAAGCUGAGCUCGGAGCAGAGCAGGGCGGAGACGCAUCCGCCUUUCCGGAAUAAAAGCAACGACACACAGAAGAACCUGCUGCUCGACCUGCACAGGUCGCAGAGGGCGAAUGGAAGCAGCAGUAAAAUUUUAGAGCUGGAUCGAUCGGUCAACGAGACCUCCUGAGGUCUGAUUGCGCUCCCUCCCAGCAGAUAUGUUUUGUUCCUCUGGAGCUUUUUAAAGUGUCCUGAAGCAGAUUUCCUCCACAGCGCCCCCUGUUGAUGCCACCGCCUGCUCCAUCGAAAUUCUAAUAAAGAGGCACUGGAUGCCUUGUGUGUCUGAAUUAAAGUUGCACUGAUGGUUUCU
Molecule: messenger RNA, 2235 nt
Organism: Cyprinodon tularosa
Lineage: Eukaryota; Metazoa; Chordata; Actinopteri; Cyprinodontiformes; Cyprinodontidae
Gene: creb3l2
Product: cAMP responsive element binding protein 3-like 2
Exons: 12
Coding region: 430-2055 (541 amino acids)
Biological process (GO): regulation of transcription by RNA polymerase II
Molecular function (GO): cAMP response element binding; DNA-binding transcription factor activity, RNA polymerase II-specific
Source: RefSeq, a predicted model, not a curated record